UGCACACAUGCGCGCGGCGCGCCCCGGCCCCUUUGCACAUGCACGUCCCGAGCCAAGGGAGGGGCCGGCGGCGCGCAGCUGGGGCGCCUCCUCGCUGGCUCUGCAGGCACCCGGCAGCCGCCUUCGCAGGGGGACCCCCAGCCCGCCCCUCCAGCCGCCGCUGCCCGCUUCUCCCGCCUCGCCGCCGGCGGCGCGCUCGGCGGGACCGACCAUGCCCAAGAAGAAGCCCAUGCCCAUCCAGCUCAACCCCGCGCCGGACGGCUCCUCCAUCAACGGCACCAGCUCCGCCGAGUGA
Messenger RNA from Sphaerodactylus townsendi, 295 nucleotides. Its product is annotated as translation initiation factor IF-2-like. The record is from RefSeq and is a predicted model, not a curated record. The coding region runs from base 8 to 295 and encodes 95 amino acids. The transcript has a single exon. Lineage: Eukaryota; Metazoa; Chordata; Lepidosauria; Squamata; Sphaerodactylidae.